Erigeron canadensis is the source of this 984-nucleotide messenger RNA. Its product is annotated as ATP synthase delta chain, chloroplastic-like. Gene Ontology annotation, biological process: photosynthetic electron transport in photosystem I; proton motive force-driven ATP synthesis; photosynthetic electron transport in photosystem II. The record is from RefSeq and is a predicted model, not a curated record. Bases 125 to 883 code for a protein of 252 amino acids. NCBI's taxonomy places the organism in Eukaryota, Viridiplantae, Streptophyta, Magnoliopsida, Asterales, Asteraceae. The transcript has a single exon. Gene Ontology annotation, molecular function: proton-transporting ATP synthase activity, rotational mechanism. Gene Ontology annotation, cellular component: chloroplast thylakoid membrane.
UCAAUCCCACAUCUGCACCUUCCAUUUCCUCCCAAAAACCCCCCAGUUCCAUCUUUCAUUCCCCAUUUUUCACAAAACCCAUCUCAAAUUCCUCCAAAAAAAAAAAAAAAAAAACAUAACAAAAAUGUCAGCAACUUCUGCCACAGCAGCUCCAGUAACAUUUCAAUCAAGACCCUCAUCUUCACCAUCUUUUCAAAAAACAACCCCAGUAAAGUUUUCAUUCACUGGGGGUCUAAGGGCCCCCAAGCUCUCAAUCAAAUUCACUGCCAAACCCCGUCGGGGCAAUGCCAAAAGACCUGCCCCGUCGGGGGCACGAAUGGCUGACUCGGCUGCAGGUAGUUAUGCAGCCGCGUUAGCCGACGUGGCAGUUGCAAAUGAUACACUAGAAGCAACUGUUAAAGACCUUGAUACAAUAGGUGAACUUUUUUCGGAAAAAAGUUUUUUGGACUUUUUUGUAAGUCCAAUAGUAACGCUCGAGGCGAAACGAGCGUUACUUGACGACAUAACAGCGUCAGGGAAGUUACAAAAACACGUUUGUAACUUCCUGAACAUUUUAAUUGAAAGUAAAAGGAUUGAUAUGAUUAAAGAAAUUAUUAAAGAGUUUGAGAUUGUUUAUAAUAAGUUAACUGAUACAGAGUUGGCUGUUGUAACGUCUGUUGUGAAACUUGAGGAGCAACAUUUGGCCCAAAUUGCAAAACAAGUCCAGAAACUAACGGGGGCGAAAAACGUUAGGCUUAAGACGGUUAUUGAUGAAUCUUUAGUGGCUGGAUUUACUAUAAGGUAUGGAAAUUCGGGGUCGAAAUUGAUUGAUAUGAGUGUCAAGAAACAGUUGGAAGAAAUUGCUGCACAACUUGAGAUUGGUGAUAUUAAACUUGCUGUAUGAGUCUGAUUUAUAUUUAUAUAUGAUUGAAUUGAAUUAUCAAGUCGAGUAUCAUAAUUUGAUUUUUAAUAAACUUAUGAAUAUAUAUGAGUAUAUUUUUGUUC